AUGCCCGGUCAAAUGAUCUCAAUCAAUGUCAAAGGUGGAGACGCCUUUUGCAUUCACAAAGACGUGCUGAUCAGGGGCUCACAAUACUUUAUGGAAGCCCUUGGUGGCCCAUUCGGUGGCGGUCAAACGAACACAAUUCACCUAGAUGACGUUUCCCCCGAUGACUUCGGUCUAUACGUUGGCGCAAUGUAUCCACUGGUUCUCUGCAAGAACAGCCUGGAGAUGCACGACAUAUGGCCCGUUGAUACACAAGGGAUGUCUAAAUACCACCCUUGGGCGAUGAUUCUGACCCUUUGGCACAUGGGGGACCGCUUUCGCGACCGUGGAGUUUUGGAGAUGGCAAGUGCAGAGCUUGUUGAGAAACUCGGGGAACUUUCAGUUCAGUUCUGGCAGGAUCUGUGCGAGCGAAGCUCGGAAGCAGAUCUGAAGGCGUUGAUGCUCAAUCUCCAAACAAUGUUCCGGAAGUGCAAAGAAGAGGGCUGGCCAUUCUGGCCAGGCUUCGUCGCAGCCGCUAGCAAUGCUCCACCUGAGAUUUUUGCUAUGUGCGUGGAGGAUCUGGAUGAUGAGGUGUUUCGGUUGGAGUUGACCAAGGCUUUUGCGUGGCGACACGCCGAGCUUGAGUCUACGAUCAAGCAAAGUCGAAUCGAUGAGCGAAGGGAGAAGCGUCAGAACAAGAGACAGAGACGCGUAUGA
Molecule: messenger RNA, 693 nt
Organism: Diaporthe amygdali
Lineage: Eukaryota; Fungi; Ascomycota; Sordariomycetes; Diaporthales; Diaporthaceae
Exons: 1
Coding region: 1-693 (230 amino acids)
Molecular function (GO): protein binding
Source: RefSeq, a predicted model, not a curated record